Brachypodium distachyon (stiff brome) is the source of this 1767-nucleotide messenger RNA. RefSeq lists its product as uncharacterized. The coding region runs from base 1 to 1767 and encodes 588 amino acids. The record is from RefSeq and is a predicted model, not a curated record. Lineage: Eukaryota; Viridiplantae; Streptophyta; Magnoliopsida; Poales; Poaceae. The transcript has 3 exons.
AUGAACAAGGUAAGGAAACAGUCAGUUAAGGAUAUGAAGAAGCAGAAGGUUGUUGAGGACAAGCAACCUUUGGAAUUGAACUUGGAAAAGGAAGUUGCAGUUAAGGAAGCAAAUAAGAAGAAGACUGUCCAGGCCAAGCAACCUUUGGAAUUGAACGAGGAAAAAGAAGUGCCAAUUAAGGAAGCAAAGAAGCAGAAGAAUGUUGAGGCCAAGCAGACUGCUAAAGCUUUGGAUCUAAAGAACGCAAGCAAAUUGUCAGAUAGUGAAUCCAAAAAGAGGAAGAUUGUUCAGGCCAAGAAGCAAAUAAGAAAGAAGAAGACUGUCCAGGCCAAGCAACCUUUGGAAUUGAACAAGGAAAAAAAAGUGCUAGUUAAGGAAGCAAAGAAGCAGAAGAAUGUUGAGGCCAAGCAGACUGCUAAAGCUUUGGAUCUGAAGAACGCAAGCAAAGUGUCAGAUAGUGAAUCCAAAAAGAGGAAGAUUGUUGAGUGCCAGCAAACUGUUGUUGAUUUAGAGUUGGAUGUUGAUGAGCAAGUUAAAUCUAAGAGAAAGCAAGCUGCAAAUAAAGAGACAACUAAUGUUACAAGUAGAGAGAAUUCAAUGGAUCUCAAAGAGAGUGUUGCAGGAUCUAGUAAGGUUUGCUUUGAUCAGAUUGUAUAUGUUGCUGUCAAUGAUUGUCACAUGUUUUCAGGACCUAAUGAAAACCUUUUGAGGAGACCCCGUGGAAAGUCAUCAAGGGUAGCGCUUCCGGACAUAAUUGAUCGUUUGAAGAAGGAUUUUGUACCACAGGGUGAUGUAUUAGCAACCCAAUUGGGCACUAAUGAAUUUUUGCAAUCAACUUGUGAUCCAGAUUUGGAAGUUACUAGCAAAGUCAAUGGAGAAGCGCCAAAAUUGAUUAGUUCUGCAUUAGGAAAUUUGUGCAUUUAUGACACCGAUUCUGCAUGUAGUGGUGAUUUCAAGAAUGCUGAAUCUCUUCAUACAGGAGAUGUUUCGAACAGUGUGCCUAUUGAUGUCCACAAAUCUGCUGAUUUGGAGCACAAGGAAGGACCUCAAGCAGUGUUGGAUCCGGAAGCAUCUGGUGCUACUGAAAAUGCUAUUGCUAAGAAGGAUGCACAAAUCAUCCUGGAAGCUCCUUCUGAAUCAAAGAAGAAGGAAGUUUCAAAGGCAAGCAAUGAUCUUGCUGAAGCAAGAUCAGUUGUUAAUCUUGAUGUUAAAGAGCAGCAAGCAUUUGUACUGAAGUCAAAUAAUGUUGCAUCUGAAACUGACGACAAGCAUUUGAAGGAUGAAUUGGAUAGUGUGCUUAAGGAGAAAGAAGGUGUAGUUUCUGUCACUAAGCCAUUCAUUCCAAUCAGAAACAUUCAAGAGGCGACACCUACCAAUGCUCCAGAGACUGCACGUAACAGAUCCAUUCAUGGUACUUUCACUGAUCCUUGUAUUGUUGAUGACAAACUAGCUGAUUCAAUUUUGAAGAACAGCAUGUGCAGGGAGCUGAACUUUGACAAUGCUGAAUCAAGUCACAUGGCCAGAAAUAGGAAAGCAGUGCUUGAUUGUGCACCUUCUGCUCCUUCGUUUGACUUAGGGAUAGAUGAAAUUAAUGACAACAUCAUUCUCCAAAAUGUGGCCCCGGUUGCUUCAUGUCUUAUAGAGGCCAAGGAAACAGAAUUAGUGGAAGCUAGUACUUCUGAUGCCAAGGAAAUAGAAGUAGUUGUUAUAUCAAGUAAUGAACAUGAGGUUGCUGUUCAAGUUCCUGUUGAUGUCAUUUCAGAAUAG